Molecule: messenger RNA, 679 nt
Organism: Trichoderma atroviride IMI 206040
Lineage: Eukaryota; Fungi; Ascomycota; Sordariomycetes; Hypocreales; Hypocreaceae
Source: RefSeq, a predicted model, not a curated record
GGCGGUAGGAUAUGCUUUCGGCCUCCUUUCGGCUACGGCCGCCAAUAUCCCACGUUGUUGAGUAACACCGAAAGCCCUGCGUUGAUGCAUCCACAGAUCGUUGGCGAUAGAACACGGCUUGGACAGGUAGGUACAUGUAGCCUUUCACGUACGCCACAUUCGUUCUUUGUGUUUGCGAGUACGCGGGCCGUUGAACUCGAUGAUGAAUCCAAGCCCGUCGGCAACGCACCGUUUGCGUCCAAGCUCCCCAGCGCCGCAACCAGGCACACCCAAGCUCCCGUCCGUGUGCUACUGUACAGGCCGCAAGGGACAGAAGCGGCCUGACCAGCCUGUCCUCUUCGCCUCCGUACUCGCGUACUUUGAAUAAAGGCCAGGGCAUCCUACCCAGGGAGCUUCUAUCGUGCCAGAGCACCGCCCAGUAACACGCCAAGCAGCGCUCGAUAGGUCCCAGAGUGGCAGUCCCGCAAAGGGUCAAGAGUGUGUGUGUGGGGUGUCUGAUCGGUCCACAUACUUGCGGCUAGCAUGAGUUGAACUUGUUGCUCAUGCUUCAUCCUAGGCAAUAACACUAGCACUAGCACGCUCCUCGUACUACGAGUACGGAGCCAUGUUAGUUGUCGAGUGUAGGCAGUAACGAGAUGACUGAUGACCAGCCUUUUGCCAGGCAGCAAGCGCCGUGCCG